AUGGUGAUUGUGCAAUCGAACGUGAUCAACUCGAGCGGAGUUGGUGGCUCGAGCGAACAGCUGGGUAUCGACUGGGAUAUUAACGAUCCUAGCGUACCGAUCGUGACCGAGUCGGACUACGAUGCGUUCAACGAGUGGAGUGAUGGCCACUGCCGUCAAAUCUACCGGCCGGCUAGCGAGGAAGCCAAACGGCACGCAUCAGGUUGGGCUAUGCGAAACACCAACAACCACAACGUGAACAUCCUGAAGAAGAGCUGUCUUGGUGUGCUGGUGUGUUCUGCUGGGUGUAUUCUCCCGAACGGGGAUAAGAUCCACCUGAGGCCGGCCAUUUGCGAUAAAGCACGACGCAAGCAGCAAGGCAAGGCAUGCCCAAACAGAUUAUGCAUCGGAGGCAUUCUGGAAAUUUUGCCGUGUCGAGGACACUGUGGAUAUCCGGUGACACACUUCUGGCGACACACUCCACACGCGGUGUUCUUCCAGGCUAAAGGUGUCCACGACCAUCCACGUCCGGAAGCCAAGUCAUCCGGUGAAACACGACGUGUACUCGGAUUGGGACGUCGCGAACGUGUCCUGAGGACGGUGCAGUCCAAAAUGAACAAGAUAAAUGGGCUUAAGCAGACUAGAAAAUCGACCAAACAGCUGUACGCGAUCGCCAAAGCGACGAGCUUCAGUUCCAUCUCGUCUGGGGAAGCCAUCAAGUCGCCGGAUUCGUCCUUCGAAGAUACCAGCUACCACCCGGUGGAAUACCUGAGCGGACCCACAUACACCUACGGACAUCAUGGACAGUUCCAGCAGCACCAGCAACAGCCUCCAGCAACUCUGCAUAGCUCACAAAACCCGUCGGAGUACGCACAGAACUGUUUCUACGACACGACCUCCAGCUUUAUCCAUCCGGAGGAGAUCUUCCAGUUAGAUCAACCCCUACGGCCGGUUACCGGUGGUCAGAAGUAUUCGACCCAACAGCCUCUGGCCGGAUCACCACCGGCCACCAUGUUUGAUCUGGAUCUGGGGCCAGAUGGAGCCCCAGGACAGUUCUCACCAUACCGACAAGGAACAUCCGAUUGUGGACAGGCUGGAACGGGUCGGUUCUUCGAUUGCGUGAAGUAUGAGAGCUGUACGGAUACGGACACGGCUAGUCUCACGAGCAGCGGGUGUUCUAGCGUGUUGGACGAUAUCGCGUACUACGCGAGUCCGCAGGUUGAUUACCAGAAUAACAACAACCACAACACGGGUGGCAACAGCUGCCUUGCCCAGCUCGAUAUGGACAAGAUGGGUCUGCGUGCGUGUGACGGACUCAAUUCGUUCUUUAUUAGCCAAUCAAGCGGAGUAUCAACGACGACCGACGGAGCUGGAUCGGUGGCAUACAGUGAGCAGUACAGUGCGUCCUCUUCACCGCAAUCGUACGGAGGGUACGAUCCUUCGAUGAGCUCGCAGGCGUUGGUAAACUCCGCCGGAUCUCCGCAUUCUUGCGAUGGUCGGAUGGUACCAACGUCCACAAUGACUGGCACUGGGUCUGUGUCCUCUUGCGAGGUGUCACACCAGCAGCAAUGUGCGAGUAGUGAACCAUCGACUUCGACAACAGUGGAUGCGACUUCUGCUGAUGGAGCGUCGUGGUGGAAUAACAGCUUCUUCCAGACAACGGUAGGGACUAACGAGUGGAGCCAAUCCUGUUAA
Molecule: messenger RNA, 1674 nt
Organism: Anopheles nili
Lineage: Eukaryota; Metazoa; Arthropoda; Insecta; Diptera; Culicidae
Product: transcription factor glial cells missing-like
Exons: 5
Coding region: 1-1674 (557 amino acids)
Biological process (GO): regulation of transcription by RNA polymerase II; gliogenesis
Cellular component (GO): nucleus
Molecular function (GO): RNA polymerase II cis-regulatory region sequence-specific DNA binding; DNA-binding transcription activator activity, RNA polymerase II-specific
Source: RefSeq, a predicted model, not a curated record